Messenger RNA from Beta vulgaris subsp. vulgaris (sugar beet), 5951 nucleotides. RefSeq names its product retrovirus-related Pol polyprotein from transposon TNT 1-94. The coding region runs from base 1 to 5619 and encodes 1872 amino acids. The transcript is spliced from 4 exons. Lineage: Eukaryota; Viridiplantae; Streptophyta; Magnoliopsida; Caryophyllales; Amaranthaceae. Gene Ontology annotation, biological process: DNA integration; protein ubiquitination. Gene Ontology annotation, molecular function: ubiquitin-protein transferase activity; nucleic acid binding. The record is from RefSeq and is a predicted model, not a curated record.
AUGGCAGUAGAAAAAGGUUCUAUGAAUACUGAAAGUUCGAAUAAUGGAGGUAAUAAUCAUGGAGGAAACAACAAUGGAGGUAAUCUUGACCCAUUUUUCAUAGCAGCUUCUGAUAAUCCAACUUAUUCUUUAGUUGCUACUGUAUUCAAUGGUGUUAAUUUUGUUCGAUGGAAUAGAAAUAUUAGACGUGCUUUAAUUGCGAAAAAUAAAGAAGGUUUUAUUAAUGGUGAGAUCUUGAAACCUUCUGUAACUAGUAUAGACUAUCAUAAAUGGAAGCGUGCUGAUUUCAUGGUAGUUAGUUGGAUUUUGAGUUCUAUGAAUGCUGAAUUAGCGGAUGAUUUUGGAUAUAUAGACACAACAAUUGAUUUGUGGAAAGAGUUAACUGAAAGAUUUGGACAGUCGAAUGGUCCAUUAAUCUAUCAGUUGAGGAAGGAGAUUGACAAUCUCAGACAAGAAAACUUGACUAUCGUUACCUACUAUGGAAAAUUAAAGAAGUUGUGGGAUGAAAUGAAGAGUCUCAGGGCAUUUCCUUCUUGUGUUUGUGGCGCAUUAAAUAAAUGUAGUUGUUCUAUCUUGAAGAAAUUGGUUGAAUUUGAAGAAGAAGAAAGAAUGAUGAAGUUUCUUCUUGGACUCAAUGAAGGAUUUGAUAAUACAGUAACUAAUGUAUUAUCAAUGGAUCCUUUACCUAGUAUAAAUAAAGUAUUCUCUAUUACUCAACAAAUAGAGAAGCAGAAGGAAGUGAGUAACAUGGUAGCUGAAAGCAGUGCCAUGGCUACUCAAGCUUAUAGAGGAAACAAUUCUGUGUUAGGUAAGAAGGACUGGAGAGAAUUAAAGAAAGAAAAGAUGAAUAAGCACUGUAGCCAUUGCAAAGGCAAGGGACACACUGCUGAUCAGUGUUUUAAACUCAUUGGCUAUCCUGAAUGGUACAAUACCAUCAAAGCUUCAAAAGGAAAUCAGUCUAAUGGUACUAGACUUGCUGCAAAUGUUUACUCUAACCAAGAACUGGUUGAUCCUCUUGAUAGCACAACUGAAGUUACUGGAGUUAAUGGAGUUAGUCCUGAUAUGUUGAAUGCCAUAUGCCAGGAAGUCAUGAAAGCCAUGAAGGGUAAACAGGUUCAAGCUGGAGACUCUAAUGGCAUAUCUUGUGCAAAUUAUGCAGGUAUUACAUCUCAUUCCUUUCAUUGUCAUGUGAGUAAUUUGUGGAUUGUUGAUUCUGGUGCCUGUGAUCACAUGACAUAUGAUGAAAGUAUGUUGAUUAAUAAAAGAAAUUUAAACAAGCCAAUUAAGGUUGGUUUACCAGAUGGGAGUACUAAGCAUGUUGAUAUGAUAGGUGAUGUUGUCUUAAAUGAUAAACUGGUGUUAUCUGGUGUGUUAUUAGUGCAAGAAUUUAAGCACAAUCUUUUGUCUGUUGGUAGAUUAAUUGAACAAAAUGGUGUUCAAGUGAAUUUUACAAGAUAUGGAUGUUCAUUCCAGGACCUUUCUAGGUCUGAGAUGAUUGGUGCUGGAACCAGAACAAAUGGUCUGUACUAUUUGAAUUGCUCUUCUGAUUUCCAGAAUUCAAGAAGCAAUGUUGGUAUCUCUGAAGCUGCUGGUUGCAAUAUAGUGGACAAUGUAAUUGAUGAUGUAAAUGGUGUGAAUAUGCUUAGAUUGCCCAAUAAAACUGCUACCAGUGUGAGUAAGAAUAAGAAUGUAUCUAGAACUCAACUGGAUUUACUUCAUGCCAGACUAGGACAUCCUUCUUUGUCCAAAAUGAAGCAUAUUGAUAUUGAUAAUUGCAAAGGGCUUACAGAAUACAAUUGUGGUGUAUGUUAUUGUUCUAAACAGCAUAAAUUUCCAUUUUCAGUAAGUAACAGUAGAGCUCUUGUUUGUUUUGAUCUAAUUCACCUAGACCUAUGGGGUCCUUAUAAGGUGAAAACAUUGGAUGGUGCUUCAUAUUUCUUGACUAUCUUGGAUGAUCAUAGCAGGGUUACAUGGACUUUUUUGUUACAUAACAAGUUACAAGUUGAAAAGAUAAUAAAAGAUUUCUUAGCCAUGGUGGAAACCCAAUUUCAGAAGAAAAUUAAAAGGGUUAGAUCUGAUAAUGGCACUGAAGUAGUGAAGGAGUCUUGUAAGAGCAUGUUUGCUGAUAAGGGUAUAAUUCAUGAAAGAAGUGUGCCUUAUGUUCCUCAACAAAAUGGUAGAGUUGAGAGAAAGCACAGGAGUUUGCUAGAAAUUGCAAGGGCAUUGAGAUUUCAUGCUGGUAUUCCAAAGAAGUUUUGGGGUGAAUGUCUCCUUACAGCUACUCAUUUAUUGAACAAAAUACCUUCUUCUGUUUUGAACCGGAAAUCACCAUUUGAGGUAAUGUUUAAUGUUGUUCCUGAUUAUCAUAAUUUGAGAGUUUUUGGCUCUCUUUGCUUUGCUCAUAAUAAUUCUUUGCAAAGAGAUAAACUUGAUUCUAGAAGUAAAAGAUGCAUGUUUCUUGGAUAUCCUGCUGGUCAGAAAGCUUUCAAAUUAUAUGACCUUGAUACUCAUCAUAUCUUCAUUUCUAGGGAUGUUAUUUUCUUUGAAAACAUCCUUCCAUAUAAAAUUUCUCACCAUGUUAAAAGUCCACAAAAUGUUUCUUCACAAAUUGUUCAGUUUGCUUAUGAUCAUUCUUCUAAUGAUAUAAUUCCUUCUUCUAAUCAUGAUUUCAUUGGAGGUUAUAUUCCUCAUAAACACAUAUCCAAUUCAGAUGACUCUCAAUCCUUAUCAUUCACUGUCAAUUCUUCUCAUCUUGAACCUAAAACUUACAACCAAGCUAAAAAUGAUCCUAAUUGGGUUAUAGCUAUGGAAAAGGAAUUGAAUGCUCUUGAAAGCAAUGACACUUGGGAACUUUCUUGUUUACCUAAGGAUAAGAAAGCUAUAGGAUCUAAAUGGGUUUACAAGACAAAAUUAAACCCUGAUGGAUCUAUAGAGAGACAUAAAGCUAGGUUGGUAGCCAUUGGUUAUCAACAGAUUGAGGGCCAAGAUUUUAAUCAAACCUUCUCUCCUGUAGCUAAAAUAGCUACUUUAGACGUUAACAAUGCAUUCUUGCAUGGUUUCAUUGAUGAAGAGGUUUAUAUGACUCCACCAGCAGGGUACACUAAAGCUAAGCCAGGAGAAGUGUGUAGGCUAAAAAGGUCUCUCUAUGGCCUUAAACAAGCCUCUCGUCAAUGGAAUAAAGAAUUGUGUGCUUUCUUACACACUCUGAAUUUUACACAAUCUACUCAAGGCUACUCUUUGUAUACCAGAACACAAGAUGGAGAAUUUCUGGUUCUUUUAGUCUAUGUAGAUGAUAUUAUGGUUACUGGAACUUCUAAACCACAAAUUGAAGAUGUCAAGAUUGCUCUUGACAAGGCCUUUACUAUAAAAGAUCUUGGUGAUCUAACUUACUUUCUUGGCAUAGAAGUUCAUAGAAAUGCAAAUGGGAUUUUUCUUUCUCAAAGAAAAUACAUUAAAGAUAUUCUAAUAGAUGCUGGUAUGGAAGAAUGUUUUGUUGCUCCAGCACCUUUAUCUACUGGUUUGAAGAUAUCUCCUGAAGUUGGGGAUUUACUUGAGUCACCUGAUGUGUAUAGAAGACUUGUUGGUAGACUCUUAUAUUUGGGCAUCACAAGACCAGAUUUGUCAUACUCAGUGCAGCAUUUGAGCCAGUUCAUGCAUUCACCAAGAGUUCCUCAUUUGAAGGCUGCCUUACAUAUUCUCAAGUAUUUGAAAGGCACAUUAGAUACUGGCUUGUGGUACUCUGCUAAUACAACCCUCAAGGUUACUGCUUACACUGAUGCUGAUUGGAGCUCCUGUCAGUUUACUAGUAGAUCUCUCAGCUCUUAUGCUGUCUUCAUUGGUUCCAAUCUGAUUUCUUGGAAAACUAAAAAGCAACAAAGCGUGAGCAAAUCUUCAGCAGAAGCUGAAUAUCGCAGCUUAUCAGCUACAGCAAGUGAAUUAGUCUGGAUUCAAGGCUUACUUGAAGAUCUUCAUGUUCCAGUUUCUCUUCCUAUUUCUCUAUACUGUGAUAACACCUCAGCAGAGCAUUUGGCAAAGAACCCAAUGUUUCAUGAGAAGACUAAGCACCUAAAGCGAGACAUGCACUAUAUUCGUGAGCAAGUUGCUGCUGGCUUCAUUCAAACUGCUCAUGUUUCAAGUGCAAAUCAACUUGCAGACAUUCUGACUAAGUCUCUUCCUUCUUCUCAGCAUCAAGCCUUAUCUGCCAAGCUUGGACUCAUAUCUAAGUUUCUCAUUUCCAUCCCAAAUUACAAUUCCCGUCUUCCUACACCCUUCUACAUCACUGUGUUUAGUCGCUCAUUUUUUAUCGCUGUCUCUUAUCUACAGAUAAGAAAAGCGAUGAGAGAUAGAAGAAUUCCGGGGAUGAUUCCGUUAGAGCCGUUAGACGCGGCUGGAAUUCAAAUCCCGUAUUAUUUCCGGUGUCCGAUUUCUUUGGAAUUAAUGCGGGACCCAGUUACCGUAUGUACCGGUCAAACCUACGACCGGCAAAGCAUUGAGUCAUGGGUUGCUACCGGUAAUACUACUUGUCCGGUAACUCGGGCUACUCUUUCUGAUUUCUCUCUAAUCCCGAACCACACCUUGAGAAGGCUUAUACAAGAAUGGUGUGUUUCCAAUCGUUCUUUCGGGGUCGAGCGUAUCCCGACCCCGAAACAACCAGCUGACCCGUCUAUCAUACGGUCAUUAUUGAACCAAGCUUCUUCGGUGUCGAAUCUGGUUCAGAAUCGUGUUAACUCGUUGAGGCGACUCAGAGGACUCGCUCGUGACUCGGAGAAGAAUCGUUCUGUCAUUACCAAUCUCAACGCGCGUGAUGUUUUCGUGUCGAUAUUAUUCGACGACUCGGACGAGUCUGACUCGGCCGAGUUGAAGCACGAGUCACUCGCGCUCCUAGCUAUAUUUCCUCCCUCCGAUCCUAAUUGUUCUUCCAUCGUAUCCGACCCUGAUAAGGUCGGAUACUUAGUGAGUUUACUGUUUCACCCGUCCUCGAUUGAUAUCCGAGUCAACUCGGCCGCGUUAAUCGAGUCGAUUAUCGCGGGAACGAAAUCUCCGGAUCUAAGAUCGUUUAUAUGUACUUCGGAAGAAAUCUACGUUGGUGUCGUGUCAAUUUUGACUAAUCCGACACCUUCACCACGCGCGUUGAAGAUCGGUGUGAAGACGCUAUUUGCGCUUUGUUUAAGUAAGCAGCAUCGCCAUAAGGCGAUAUCUGCUGGUGCAGUAAACGCGCUUAUAUCGCGUCUUACUGAGCUUGACAAGUGUGAUUGUGAGCGCGCACUUGCUACUGUGGAACUCCUUUGUAGAGUUCCACAAGGGUGUUCAUCUUUCGGUUCGCACGCGCUUACCGUCCCACUUCUAGUAAAGACAAUCCUUAAAGUGUCGGAUAGAGCGACAGAAUACGCGGCUGGCGCGUUGCUGUCGCUCGCUUCUUCGUCAGAGAGGUUGCAAAGAGAGGCGGUCAAUGCAGGUGUUUUGACUCAAUUGUUGUUGUUAGUUCAAAGCGAUUGUACUGAACGCGCUAAAAGAAAGGCGCAAAUGUUGUUGAAAUUACUCCGGGAUUCUUGGCCUGAUGAAAAGUCUAUUGGGAAUUACUCUGAUGAUUUUUACUGCAGUGAUAUUGUUCCAUUUUGAAAGUGGAGGUAGAGAUUUUUGUAAUUUUUAUUUUUUUUUGAGAAAAAAAGAGCUUUUAGUAAUUGAAUUAUUAUUUAUAAUUUAAUUGAUUAGGUGGUUUUUUUUUUAAUUAUUGGAUAGAUGGGGGAUAUAAAGAUUUGAGAGGGGUUUAAGUAGAUUUAUUAGAUGUUAUUUUAGGGGAAUGGUACAGAGACAUGUGUUCUUUUAGUUUUUUGUAUCUAUUUUAUUUUUCAUUUUUUAAUCUCAGAAAAAAAUUGUAUCUAAUUAUUUUUGUUUAUUGGAGGCAACCUGAAAAAGGUUUUACAUGCAAUACUAGUAGUAAUUUUUGUUUA